Helianthus annuus (common sunflower) is the source of this 1256-nucleotide messenger RNA. RefSeq names its product TLC domain-containing protein 4-B. NCBI's taxonomy places the organism in Eukaryota, Viridiplantae, Streptophyta, Magnoliopsida, Asterales, Asteraceae. The transcript is spliced from 10 exons. The record is from RefSeq and is a predicted model, not a curated record. Gene Ontology annotation, biological process: lipid homeostasis. Gene Ontology annotation, cellular component: endoplasmic reticulum; membrane. The coding region runs from base 271 to 1071 and encodes 266 amino acids.
AAGAGAAUUUGAAAGAAGUAGAAACCCAAAUCCGGACGCAAGGGAAGGGAAUGGAAUGGAAUUAUGUGAUGAUCAAUCGUAAUCCCGUAUAUAUCUCCGACUCCAACAAUAUGGGCGACCCAUCUCUGUCUCUAUCUCUAUCUCUAUCUCUCUCAAGAGAGAGAGGUUCUUGUUUCAUCAGAUUUUGAAUUGCUUCAUAAAUCAUAAACCCAGAGUAUCUUUUUGAUUGUUGAAAGUUAAGGGUAAAGAGUGAAGAAAUAAUCAUCAAUUAUGUUGGGGUUGGAUGAUAUAAUCGAUGAUUAUUCCAGUUUAAGUAGCGAAAGAAGAUGGUUCAUAUCGGCUUUUGGCGGCAUCAUCAUGUGUAAACUUUCUUAUGAAUUUACAGGAAUAGUUACACCCUUUAUCUUCAAAGAUUUUACCAAACUCAACAAGGCACAAAAACUUGAAUGGAAGAACAGGGGAUUUUCCACCUUCCAUGCACUUUUUGUGGCCAUUGCUUCUCUUUACUUUUUGCUGAUUUCAGAUCUUUUUGAUGAAAAUGUCCACGAGGAGUUUAUCGUUUACAGAAAGUCAACGUUAUCUGAGACCAUACUCGGGAUGUCUUCCGGUUAUUUUUUGUCUGACGUGGCCAUGAUUAUCUGGACUUAUCCAACUUUAGGUGGUCUUGAAUAUGUGUUACACCAUGGGCUCUCAAUGUUUGCAAUCAUGCAAUCCAUUUUAACUGGUGAAGCCGAAUACUACAUCUUCAUGGUUCUUUUCACCGAAAGUACAACGCCUUUUGUGAACUUAAGAUGGUAUUUUGAUGUUGCUGGUAUGAAGUCUACAAAGCGUUAUGUGUGGAACGGUAUUGCAAUGUUCUUAGGGUGGCUGGUUGCAAGAAUCGUGUUGUUUGGCUUCUUUUUUUACCACAUGUAUAACCACAUUGAUCAGGUGAGACGGUUGCAUAUGGUCACCUUUUACGGGUUGCAUAUAAUUCCACCCGUGUUGGCGAUCAUGAAUUUGUUGUGGUUCUUUAAAAUCGCGAAAGGGAUGGUAAGAACACUCAGGAAAAACAAGACUCACACCAGCUGAUUUCUACUUUGUGUUCUAACUUGGUACAAAAGGAAAGGGUAAUUAUGUAAUUAUUACAUUCUGUGUAGUUCAAAUUGUCUAUAGUUUUAUUCUCAUCUUUAAGCCAUCUUUUUUUCAUUAUGGCUCACAGAAUUGCUACAUAUAUAUCCCACUUUGUUUAUAACAAUUGGAAUGUUUAUUAUCAA